Molecule: messenger RNA, 676 nt
Organism: Leptidea sinapis
Lineage: Eukaryota; Metazoa; Arthropoda; Insecta; Lepidoptera; Pieridae
Gene: Sumo
Product: small ubiquitin-related modifier 3-like
Exons: 3
Coding region: 152-424 (90 amino acids)
Biological process (GO): protein sumoylation
Cellular component (GO): nucleus
Molecular function (GO): protein tag activity; ubiquitin-like protein ligase binding
Source: RefSeq, a predicted model, not a curated record
CUGUUUCCUUUUCAAGCUGUUGCGACUUGGGAUCGGACGCCAUCAUUACCACGCCAUUGUAUAUUCUACGAUACGUCAGUGUUUGUUCUUUGUAAAUUAUUAAGAUAUUUUUACAGUUUUGUGUAUUUACCAAUUAAUUUAAUAUAUCAACAUGGCAGAUGAAAAGAAGGGUGAAAGUGAACACAUCAAUCUGAAAGUGUUAGGUCAAGACAAUGCCAUUGUCCAGUUCAAAAUUAAGAAACACACACCCCUCAGAAAACUUAUGAACGCCUAUUGUGAUAGAGCGGGUCUAUCAAUGCAAGUAGUAAGAUUCAGAUUUGAUGGACAGCCCAUCAACGAGAAUGAUACACCUACAUCACUUGAAAUGGAAGAAGGCGACACAAUAGAAGUAUACCAGCAGCAGACGGGAGGAAGAGUAGUGUAAUUGUUAAUUUAAGUAACUGUCUAAUUAAACCUUUACAAUAAGUUUAUUUUAUAUUUGUAAGAUGUGAACAUUUGUUUUGAUCAGAUUUGGACUGUUCAAUGCAAAACUUGAUUUGCAUUGAUAAUAUUGAGGUGAACCAAAUGGCAUUUCUGUAAGAGUAUAGGGCAUUGUAAAUGCUAAGGCAUAUACUUUGAUGUUACUAAGUUGAUUUGUCGUCAGUACCUUUCAAAUAAAGUAAAUUAAUACCUGCUA